AUGGGUAACUUUGUUGCUCUCUGUAGAGGAAACUGUGCUUCUUGCCUCAGUAUCUCCACAAGACAGCAGGGUAAAGUCUUGCAGAUUGUGAAGCUUGAUGGGAAGAUAGCAGAGCUCACCACCCCGGUUCUAGUUAAAGACUUAUCGACAAACUUGGGAGGCUCGGGGAUCAGCCUAUCAAAGGGAGAUGGGAAGCGGCUUCCGCCGAAUCACAAGCUGAAACUGGGGAAGGUUUACUAUGUUCUUCCUGCUGCUGCUACAAUUGGCCCAGAGAGAGUUCCAUCUCCAGUUGGCCAGUCAGAACAGAGUGAUGGUGUGAAGAAGAGGAUAAAGAUGGUCAUCACAAAGCAACAGCUUCAACAGCUUUUGUCAAAGAGUGUUUCUGUUGAGGAGGUUUUGGCAGGAAUCGAGAAAGGAGAUCGCCACGACCGGGGUCUUGAUUCUCCUAGAAACUGGAGGCCUCAGCUCGAUUCUAUCCCCGAAGGUAAUGAUUGA
Messenger RNA from Rhodamnia argentea, 495 nucleotides. RefSeq lists its product as uncharacterized. The coding region runs from base 1 to 495 and encodes 164 amino acids. The record is from RefSeq and is a predicted model, not a curated record. NCBI's taxonomy places the organism in Eukaryota, Viridiplantae, Streptophyta, Magnoliopsida, Myrtales, Myrtaceae. The transcript has a single exon.